AAAGAAAUAGCUCAGAAAUUGAUUGGAAAGAUAUUUGCUGUGCACGUCAAAGAUGGAGUUUCCCCCAUGUCCGAACUCACUGAAGUCCAUACAGCACUUUCUGAAGCUGGCCCAGGAGCAUGAUUCGCGUGACAUUGUCAUAGCCUACUGGGCAAGGCUCUAUGCGCUGCAAAUUGGCUUGAAAGCGUCAUCUCAAAGCGCAGAGGAGACUCAAUUGCUGUUAGCUAUUAUGGACUGGUUGGAGCAGAUGAAGAAGACGCAUGCAGACAACGAGGCAAUAACCAACGAUAUAGCUGCCCAGGCGCACAUUGAGAACUAUGCCCUGAAACUAUUUUUAUAUGCAGACAAGCAGGAUCGCGAGGAGAACUUUGGCAAGAACGUCGUGAAGGCAUAUUAUUCCAGUGGCGUUCUCUACGACAUAUUGCUGACCUUUGGUGAGCUCAGCGAGGAGGCGCUUCACAAUCGUAAAUACGCCAAGUACAAGGCUGCAUACAUUCACAACUGUCUGAAGAACGGCGAGACUCCCAUACCCGGACCCUUUCCAGAUGACGAGUCUGCAGAGCUAAAUGGCGAAAGUCCAGCUGGUGUCAAAGAUGAAGCCGCUACCAAUGUGACAGCGCCCGAAGAGCCAUCUACUGACUCGCAGUCGGACAACGUCGAGCCGUCCUCGCCGGCUCCACAAACAACACCUCCCACAGUCGAGGAGGUGCUGAAUAAUCCGAACAAAUUGCCCAGUCCGCCGGUGGAGGAGGAGAAACCAGGUGGCUUUGAGCCAUAUGUGCCCCCAGCACAACCGAAUGCCGCAAUUUUCCAGCCGGCUGUGCCAGUCAAUAUAACUCCCGAUCAAAUGAUUACCGCCCAGAAGUAUUGCAAGUAUGCAGGCAGCGCCCUCAAUUAUGAUGAUGUGAAGACAGCGAUUGAGAAUCUGCAGAAGGCAUUGAAGCUGCUCACCACUGGCGCUGAAUAAGUUAGCCUAAAAAUACAAGCACAUACACACACCCACACAGUUAAAGCUUGGAGCACGUGCACCAUUCAAACCACAUAAUUAAUAAUAAUAAUCUCUGAAGAAUUUGCUGGCCAUGCUUAUUGGACGUAAAACAGAAAGACGACGACUGAUGUUGAAUAAUUGUUUAAAACAGCAUUAUAUAUAUGUAUAUGUAUAUGUAUGAAUAUGAGUUAUUCAAAAAUUUAUUAAAAUUGUUGCUAAAAUGUUGAUGGCUGCGACAACUACAACAUGAGUGCCGUAUUGCAAAAGGA
This is a messenger RNA of Drosophila navojoa, 1257 nucleotides long. It is a transcript of the gene Vta1, whose product is annotated as vesicle trafficking 1. NCBI's taxonomy places the organism in Eukaryota, Metazoa, Arthropoda, Insecta, Diptera, Drosophilidae. The record is from RefSeq and is a predicted model, not a curated record. Gene Ontology annotation, cellular component: multivesicular body. Gene Ontology annotation, biological process: late endosome to vacuole transport via multivesicular body sorting pathway.